Molecule: messenger RNA, 2863 nt
Organism: Chrysemys picta bellii (western painted turtle)
Lineage: Eukaryota; Metazoa; Chordata; Testudines; Emydidae
Product: retinol dehydrogenase 8-like
Biological process (GO): estrogen biosynthetic process
Cellular component (GO): cytosol; cytoplasm
Molecular function (GO): estradiol 17-beta-dehydrogenase [NAD(P)+] activity
Source: RefSeq, a predicted model, not a curated record
GGGGAGAGAUCCAAGGCGUGGAUCCGGCAUGAAGAACUUGAGAUCGAGGGCAGGCGUUGCCAAGAGGAGCUGGUGCCCGUUAAUUAUUAAUUGCCGACUGCCUUGGCACGGGGCCCUCCUGUUGUGUCCGGCCUGUCAAACGCAUCCGCAGAUGAAACCUGACGUUUGCCAGCUUGUCGAGUUAUUAGGGGUGUUGUGGUAUCCCGUAGAGACCUCAGCUGCGAUCGGGGCGGGGGGCAUCCUGCCGGGUGAGAGCCAGUCCCGUGCUCCAAAGAGCUCACAGCCUAAAUAGACCAAAGAGGGGAGGGGAAAAAGAGGCACAGAGCCCCAGUGCUUUGCCCAAGGUCGCCCAGAGGCUGAGCUGGGAAACAGAACCACGGCCCUCAUCUGCCCCCUGUGCUCCGGCAGAGCUGGGUCACCAGCAAGCCCUGAUUCUCCCCCCAACCCGCGCCCCGUUCCCGAGCAUGCUGACACGGCCGCGCCGGAGCCUUGGAGUGUAGACGCCACGUCCAGCGGCAGCAGCGCGUUUCUGGCAACAUGAGAACAUCCCCUGCCCGGGCGACGGGAGCGUCCGACCUAGCUGCGUCUACACCAGGGACAGACAGACAGGGAUGUCCUGCAGGAACGUGUUGCUGACUGGCUGCUCCUCCGGGAUCGGGCUGGCUCUGGCCGUCCGGCUGGCUAAAGAUGAGCUGAAGAGAUUCCGAGUCAUCGCCACCAUGAGGAACCUGGACAAGCGGGAGGCCUUGGAGAAGCAGGCGGGGCCGGCGCUGGACAAGACCCUGGAAAUCCGCCAGAUGGACGUGACCAGCGAGGAAUCCAUCCGGCGCUGCGUGGAGGGCAUUCCCCAGCGGAGAGUGGACGUGCUGGUGAACAACGCGGGGCUGGGCAUGAUCGGGCCGGUGGAGAGCCAGAGCAUCGCUGCCAUGAAGAGUCUCUUUGACACCAACUUCUUCGGGCUGGUGCGGCUGGUGCGCGAAGUUUUCCCCGACAUGAAGCGCCGGCGCCGGGGCCACGUCGUGGUGAUGAGCAGCGUGCUGGGGCUGCAAGGCCUCAUCUUCAACGACAUCUACUCCGCCUCCAAGUUCGCUGUGGAGGGUUUCUGUGAGAGCUUGGCCCUGCAGGCGCUGAAGUUUGGCGUGAACAUCAGCCUGAUCGAACCUGGGCCGGUGGUGACCGAGUUCGAAAGGAAACUCUACGAAGAAGCCGCCAGCAUGGACCUGUCUGCCGUUGACCAGGAGACACUGGAUAUAUUCCAAGGCUUCUACAUGGCCUAUUCCAAGGAAGUCUUCACGGUGCUGGGGCAGUCGCCGGACGAGGUGGCUGAGCACACGGUCAAGGUGAUCAUGGCAGAGAAGCCGCCUUUUCGCUACCAGACCAACAGCCUCUACACGCCCAUGACCACCCUGAAACACGCCGACCCCACCGGGAACCUGCCUCUGAACGCCUUCCACCAGAUGAUCUUCCAGCACGACCGGCUCUUCAAAGCCAGCCUCAGCCUUCUCAAGAUGCUGCAGUGGAGGAAGAGGAGGGACGUGUCCUAUAACAAGUCUCCUUGAGACGAAGGCACCAAUCCCCUUCCUCCUCCUCCUCCUCCCUGGACAACACAGGCAGCUCCAGCUAUAGAUCUCCCCCCACCCUCCCCGCCCCACUCCCAUGCUCUGUAGCACGACCCUAGCUUCCAGUGUGGACAGCCACUGUAAAAGCACAAAACCUUGGACCGAGGGGAGGUGCUAGCACAGUGGGUGAUGUGGGGAGCGGGGAGGAGGCAUUGUGUUUAGGAGCAUGGAUCUACUAGGGGACUAGCAACACCUCCUCUUUGCCCUCUUUUUAACCAGCUGAUUCUUUUGUAUCAUAUAUUUUUUUUAAGUACAUUUGGGGUUUUAAAAGGAUUUAAAAAAAAAAAACUUUCAAAAAGUAGAGGAUUGAGGCCCUGCUGUAGUGUAGGCCCCAGGAGCCCUGACUCACUCCCCUCCCAGGGCUGGGGAUAGGAGCCGGAGCCCCGACCUCUCCCAGGGCUGGAGAUAGGACCCGGAGCCCCGACCUCUUCCAGGGCUGGGGAUUGAACCCAAGAGUCCCCGGAGCCCCGUCUCCUCCCAGAGCUGGGGAUUGAACCCAAGAGUCUGGAUGCCUGGCCCAAUGCUCUAACCACUAAGCACCACUCCCCUCCCACAGCUGGGGCUAGAUCCCUGGAGGUAUUGAGUUGUCUCCCCACCCAAGACCCACUUGUGGGAGUGGGCCCAGCUGUGCUUCCACCAGGGGGUGUGACAGACAUCCUGCAUGAGGCGGCAGCCCAGCAGGGCUUGUGCCCUGGCAAAGGGAGCGACGGGGCAUCAGACUGUCCCCCUGCCACUACCGGGGAGGCCUGUAGGAAGAUGGUGGGGUGGCUGGUUCAGGGAGGGGAUGACUACCGUACUUGCUGGAGUUAGGGGCAGCGUGUUUGCCAGCAGGCUACUAAUGUAGCCAGACUUGGAAGACACUCAACUAGGGUUUGAUGCGGCCCAUGGCCCCAGGUUCAAGUGGGUUUAGUGGCGGGGCUGGGGGCAGUGAAGCAGUUUAGCUGGCACGUCCCAGGGGGCCGCAACAGCUCCCAAGAGGGGGUGAGUAUUUAGUCUGCAGCAUUUGCCUCAGGGUGCUGCACCCUCUUAAGGCCAGGUUCCUGAUCUCCCCCUCUCCUCAAUCUCCCCCUUGGGGGGGCAGCUGGCCCCCUGCCCAGCACCUGCGGUAGCGCUGGGACCAUGUGCCUGUGUUGUAGUGUGUGCAAUGACUCACUCCCCCAGCAGCUGUUCAGGGCCAGGGCCGCCCAUCCGAUCAACCUGUAGGGGUGCAGGAGUCCCUCUCUCAAUAAACAGAAGUGCCCGAG